AUGGCCAACCCCCGCGUUGAAGAGCUUCCUGAUGACGAGACCAAGAAGGUCGCCGUCGAGGAGCACGAGGAUGACAGCUCCGACUCCGAAAUUGAGGGCGAGGACGCUGAGGGCCUUCCCUCCGGCUCCACCGCCGUCAUUCACUCCCGCAACGAGAAGAAGGCCCGCAAGGCUCUCGAGAAGCUGCACCUGACGAGAGUGCAGGGCAUCACCCGCGUUACCCUGCGCCGCCCGAAGAACAUUCUCUUCGUCAUCAACAACCCCGAGGUCUACAAGUCCCCCAACAGCAACACCUACAUCGUCUUCGGUGAGGCUAAGAUCGAGGACCUUAACGCCACUGCCCAGCAGGCUGCCGCCCAGCAGCUCGCUGCUGCCGGUGGUGAGCACGACCACGCUGGCCACAGCCACGCUGAGCCCAGCAAGGCCGCUGACGCCGACGCCAAGAAGGAGGAGGAAGAGGAUGACGGUGAGGAGGUCGACGCUGAGGGCAUCGAGGACAAGGACAUCGAGCUCGUCAUGACCCAGGCCAACGUUAGCCGGAAGAAGGCCAUCAAGGCUCUGAAGGAGAACGACAACGAUAUUGUCAACUCUAUUAUGGCAUUGACGUGUGACCCAGUCCCGGCUCUUUCUCUGCCUCUCCGUUCGGCAAAGUCAAUCAAGCAUCCUCACGACGACGCAACUCCCUCUCCACUCCCCCGAACCCUCAACACAUCCUCCAAAAUGGCCGCACGAAGCGCAGCUCUCAAGCUCGACUGGGCCAAGGUCACCAGCUCCCUCAGCCUGCGCGGCCAGACCGUCGCCUCUCUCCAAGCCUUCAAGAAGCGCAACGAGGACGCCCGCCGCAAGGUCCAGACUCUGUCGGAGCUCCCCACGACCGUCGACUUCGCCCACUACCGCUCCAUCCUCAAGAACCAGGCCGUCGUCAACGAGAUCGAGAAGCGCUUCACUGCCUUCAAGCCCGCUACCUACGACGUCUCUCGCCAGAUCAAGGCCAUCGAGGCUUUCGAGGUUGAGGCCGUCAAGAACGCCGAGGCCACCAAGAACAAGGUCGACCUGGAGCUCAAGGACCUCGAGAAGACCCUGACCAACAUCGAGACUGCCCGUCCCUUCGAGGACCUCACUGUCGACGAGGUCUCUGCCGCCGAGCCCUCCAUCGACGAGAAGACCUCCCAGCUCGUUUCCAAGGGCCGUUGGUCCGUGCCGGGAUACAAGGAGAAGUUCGGCGAUCUUUCUGUGCUAUAG
This is a messenger RNA of Colletotrichum truncatum, 1242 nucleotides long. Lineage: Eukaryota; Fungi; Ascomycota; Sordariomycetes; Glomerellales; Glomerellaceae. The record is from RefSeq and is a predicted model, not a curated record.